GACAAGGACGAAGCGCACGUCCUGACGCAGAAAAUCCUCGCCGCGGCGAUGAAGCGCGUCCCGACGCUCGGGUGGACCGACGACGCCCUGCGCGCGGCGGCGAGGGACCUGAACCUCUCCCCCGCGGCGGCGCGACAGGUCCCGCGAGGCGUCGGCGCGCUCGUCGAUAAAUUCGUCUCCGAGUGCGACAGCCGCUUAGCUCUGAUGAUAACGACGAAGCGCGACGAGGAGCUGCGGUACGAGUCCGCGCGGACGAAGCUGGAGAAGAUCAUCAACUGGCGUCUCGACAUGAUCAAGCCGGUGAUCGACGACUGGGCCGCCGCGCUCGCCGUGCAGGCGCGACCGGAAAAUCUCGCGUCGACGGUGGCGCAACGCGCGAUGCUCGCGAACGACAUGUGCGACGCCAUCGGCAGCGGGUUCGGGCUGGGGACGAUCGAUCACCACCUAUCGCUCGGUGCGGUCGGCGACGCCGCGACGAGAGGGGGCUGGUACGGCGAUCGCGCCGUCGUCGGCGCGUUGUACGCCGCCGCGGAGGCGCACCUCCUCGCGGACGCGUCGCCGGGAUACGAGGACACGCGCGCGUUCGUGCACGAGGCGGUG
This is a messenger RNA of Micromonas pusilla CCMP1545, 600 nucleotides long. RefSeq lists its product as uncharacterized. The annotation marks the transcript as partial. Gene Ontology annotation, biological process: ubiquinone biosynthetic process. Gene Ontology annotation, cellular component: mitochondrial inner membrane. The record is from RefSeq and is a predicted model, not a curated record. Gene Ontology annotation, molecular function: lipid binding. The transcript has a single exon. Lineage: Eukaryota; Viridiplantae; Chlorophyta; Mamiellophyceae; Mamiellales; Mamiellaceae.